Messenger RNA from Pollicipes pollicipes, 2478 nucleotides. Its product is annotated as interference hedgehog. Lineage: Eukaryota; Metazoa; Arthropoda; Thecostraca; Pollicipedomorpha; Pollicipedidae. The coding region runs from base 76 to 2478 and encodes 800 amino acids. Gene Ontology annotation, biological process: cell-cell adhesion; nervous system development. Gene Ontology annotation, molecular function: protein binding. The record is from RefSeq and is a predicted model, not a curated record. The transcript has 16 exons.
GACACGAGCAUCUGCCGCGUCCGGCGGCGCGGACCGACGCACGGGCGAUGAGACAGAGCCGCGUGCCGUCCUGACAUGGAGGUGCUUACGCUGACUGCCGCCCUGGGCCUGUGCCUGGCGCCGGCCGCCGCUCAGAAAGGCCUGGGCAUCUCCUUCGUGAAGGAGCCCCAGUCGCUGGUGGCUCCGCCUGGUGACGAGGUGGUGUUCACAUGCGCCAUCAACCUGGACGCCGACCACCUCACAUGGCUGCACGAUUGGAAGCCGCUGGAGCCGGGCAGCGACCCAGCCAUGGACGUUCAGCCGGGUCGGCUGCUGAUCCGGGUGGGCCGCGACCCCGAGGUUUACCGACGACAGACGGGCAAAUACCGGUGCAUGGCCUGGAUCGCGCCGAUCGGGCUGACCUCGCUGCCGGCCACGCUGAGCAUCGCCCACAUCGCGCCGUUCCCGGCGCGGCCCAACGCGACGCUGACGGCGCCGCCGGCCGGCACCGUGUCGAUCCAGUGUCCGCCGCCGGCCAGCGAUCCGCCGGCCUCGGUCCGGUUCUACCACGACGGCCGGCCGGUCGUGCCGCGCGGAGACAGCACCACGCUGCUGCCGGGCGGCCGGCUGCACCUCUCCGACAUCAGCGCCUCGUCGCACGGCGGCCUCUACACGUGCUCGGCGCGUAACCACCUGACGCAGGAGGAGGUGACGGCGCCGUUCAGCACGCGGCUCGAGGUGCGGCGGCCGGCGCGCACGGCGUCGCCGCGUCUGCUCGUGCCGCCCGAGCCCAUGUACCGCGCCGAGCCCGGCACCACCGUCCGGAUUGAGUGCGUGGCGGACGGCUGGCCUCUGCCGGUGGUGGCCUGGAAGCGGCUGGACGGCCGCUGGACAGACCGCUAUGUGCAGCACGCGGCCAGCCUGGAGAUCCGCCAACUGCGCGUCGCCGACGAGGGCGACUACGUGUGCGAGGUGGCCAGCUCGCGCGGCUCGCUCACGGCCGCCACCGUCGUCCGGGUGGUCGAGCCGCCGUCGGUGGAGACGUCGCCCUCCGACCCGACGGUGCAGGAGGGCGCCCCGGUGGAGCUGAGCUGCGUGGGCCGCGGCCAGCCGCCGCCACAGCUGCAGUGGGUGCUGAACGGCCGGCCGGUGCUGGGCGGCGAGGAGCCGCGCGUCCGCGGCGGCCGCCUCCAGUUCGACGCCGUCACGCGCCAGAACGCCGGCCUCUACCAGUGCUUCGGCCACAGCGAGAGCGGCGACGCCAAGGCCGCCGUGCUGCUCAAGGUGAUCCCGCGCCAGACGGUGUCGUCGGCCGUGCUGCCGUCGGACGCGACGCUGACGUCGACGCCGGCGCCGACGGAGCGGCAGUCGACCGGCCGCCGCCGCGGCAACGGCAACAGGAACAGGGACGGAGAGCUGAUGGUGCCGCCGGGCGCGCCGAGCGUCUACCCCAUCUCGGAGAGCUCGGUGAUGCUGCAGUGGGACGUGCCGCCCAACGACGGCCUGGCCAUCCUCUUCUUCAAGAUCCAGUACCGGCGCGCGCCGCGGCGCCGCCACGACUGGCAGACGCACGACUCGGACGUGCCGGGCACGGCGCGCUCGUUCGAGGUGGACGGCCUGGACGUCGGCGCUAAGUACAAAUUCCGCGUGCUCGCCGUGUACGAGAACAAGGACAACAAGCACGGUCCCAAUUCUCGCAAGGUCAAGAUGACGCGCAUGCGCAAGAAGGCGAAGCCGCCGGGUGCGCCCAUCAUCGACGCUCACAGUCCACAGAGUCCCAGCGCCAUCCAGUUCACAUGGAAGUACCGCAACUUGCAAGCGGCGCCGAUAGAGGGCUACUUCAUCUUUUAUCGCGACACCACCAUGGCGGGUGACUAUUCCAAGGUGACGGUGCUGGGCGAGACGACCAAGGCGCACAUCCUGACCUCGCUGCUGCCGGGCACCGCGUACGACAUCAAGCUGCAGGCGUUCAACCUGGAGGGCGGCGUGUCCGACUUCUCGCCGAUCGUCACCGAGCGAACGCAGGACUCUCCGGACGCGCCGAGCACCGAGGACCCGCGCGGCGGCGGCCACAACGUGCCGAUCGUGACGACGCGCGGCGUCGACCGCUCGCGGCUGCGGCUGUACGCCAUCGUCGGCGGCGUGCUCGGCCUGCUGCUGCUGCUCGCGCUGCUGUUCGCGCUCGUCUACUACUGCCGCUCGCGCGCCAGCGGCAAACAGGACGAGGCGUCCAAGUUCGGCGACACGUCGCAGCAGAUCAACAUGCAGCAGCAGCAGCCGUUCACCGUGUCCGAGCACGAGAUGGUGGUGGCCCCGCUGCGGCCGGCCGAGCCCGACUCGCCGCCGCCGCCGCUGCCCUUCAAACAGCGCGCGUCGGCCUUCUCGGAGACGUCGUUCGGGCACGCGCUGCCGGUGCCGAUCCCGACGCCGCCCUGCUGCGUCGAGCCGGCGGGCCCGGCGGCGGCCGGCGCCGCAGCCUGCGCCGACGUCGUCAAGUGA